UAUCUGAUAUAAUUGUGUUUGCUUGUUUCAUUGACAUAUGAAUUAGUUUGCACAGAUGAGUUCGUAACUGAAUCCUCAAUUUGCUUAGUCAAGUAUUAGCAUAUCAAAUAAAUGAGCAAGCAUCUGAGAUAUAUCACUAAUUAGGUUUCACAUAGUUAUCUUAUUCCUCUUCUUGUUUUUUUGACAACUUCCUAUACUUGUCAUAUUUUUGUCCAGUUUCUGAAAUUACAGAUCCACAAUGGAAAUAGAAGUUGCUGAUCGCACAAAUAAGCGCAUGAAACCUUCUGUGGAAGGUAAUGAAACAACAGAUAGCGGUAUUGAAGUUGCAAAGGAUGCAGAUGAAGAAAAUGCAUCGAUACCCGUGCUUAUGGCUUCUGAACAAAUGGAGGCAGAGAUUGCCAAUAUUUUUCAAAAGAUGGAGCAUUUUACUAACCUGGUAUCUGAACUGCUCGAAUCAGGGAAGUCCAUGCUUAAGGAUCUGAGUAAUGAAUUUGAAGAACGACUGAUUCAAAUACACAAGGAACAGAUGGAAAAGUGGCAAGAAGAGAUUAAGGAAGUGCGCCUGCUUGACACAGCAAAUGAGGAGGCUGAUUCUCUCUUGCUAAAUGCUAAAACUCUACUUCAGAAUGUCCAUGGUGAAUCCUGACCUUGUGCCGUAACUGAAGUAACUUUCCAGGAGGGGGAAAAGAAUACCUUAAAGGAAAUUAUUUGAUGAAAAGCUGCUAGCUUAGUUUUCCAUGUGACAAAAUUACAACCUAGGACAACUUUGGUGCUGUUUAUCGUGAUCCUGGAUAUAAUAAAUGAAUGCAGAUAACAUCACGUAGCUUUUAGUUUUCUGAUUCAGAAUUUUUAAAUAAGACUGCAGCUUUCGUGUGGAACUCUUUGAUGCUAUAUUCAAUUGAGAUUUUUUUUCCCAGGA
Molecule: messenger RNA, 919 nt
Organism: Lycium ferocissimum
Lineage: Eukaryota; Viridiplantae; Streptophyta; Magnoliopsida; Solanales; Solanaceae
Exons: 5
Coding region: 239-646 (135 amino acids)
Source: RefSeq, a predicted model, not a curated record